GUUUCGAAACUGCACUGGGAGAGUUUGCUGCUGCCCGAGGAUUUUUACUGAGGUUACUGUCGAGCACCCAAUGUCCUUCAGCCUCUGGUCACACAUAUAGGCACCCAGAGGAGCCAGACCACAGUUUUAUCGACCUGCAACCUGGGACUAUCUUCUCCAGAGUCUUGAUCAGUUUUGCUAGAAAACCUAUUGGAAAUAAUUCAUCAAACACCAGAGAGUCAAGGAUACAGGCAGGAGAGGGCUCCCCCUGUUGUAUGGACAUUUUGCACCCGAAACUGACCGCUGAGUGCUGAAGUUUUAUGUUAUAAUACAGAAGACCUUUCAUCCCAACACAUGAUUUGGGAGUUACAUUUUGUGACAUGGAUGAAUCUGCACUGACCCUUGGCACUAGAGAUGUUUCUUAUCUGCCAAAUUCAUCAGAAUACAGUGUUGGCCGAUGUAAGCACACAAGUGAGGAAUGGGGUGAGUGUGGUUUUGGACCUACAGUGUUCAGAUCUGCAACUUUAAAAUGGAAAGAAAGCCUCAUGAGCCGAAAAAGGCCAUUUGUUGGAAGAUGUUGUUAUUCCUGCACGCCCCAGAGCUGGGAUAAAUUUUUCAACCCCAGUAUCCCGUCUUUGGGUUUGCGGAAUGUUAUUUAUAUCAACGAAACUCACACAAGGCACCGGGGAUGGCUUGCAAGACGUCUUUCCUAUGUUCUUUUUGUUCAAGAACGAGAUGUGCAUAAGGGCAUGUUUGCUAACGAUGUGACUGAAAAUGUGCUGAACAGCAGUAGAGUACAAGAGGCGAUUGUAGAAGUGGCUACGGAAUUAAACUCUGAUGGUUCUGCUCUGCAGCAAUCAAAAGCCAUUAAUAAAGUGAAAAAGAAAGCUAAAAGGAUCCUUCAAGAAAUGGUUGCCACUGUCUCACCGACAAUGAUCAGAUUGACUGGUUGGGUGCUGCUAAAACUGUUCAACAGUUUCUUUUGGAACAUUCAAAUCCACAAGGGUCAACUUGAGAUGGUUAAAGCUGCAACCGAGACAAAUUUGCCGCUUAUAUUUCUACCAGUUCAUAGAUCCCAUAUUGACUAUCUGCUGCUCACUUUCAUUCUCUUCUGCCAUAACAUCAAAGCGCCAUACAUUGCUUCAGGCAAUAAUCUCAACAUCCCGAUCUUCAGUACCUUGAUCCAUAAGCUUGGGGGCUUUUUCAUACGACGGAGGCUAGAUGAAACACCAGAUGGACGGAAAGAUAUUCUUUAUAGAGCUCUGCUCCAUGGGCAUAUAGUUGAACUGCUUCGACAGCAGCAAUUCUUGGAGAUUUUCCUGGAAGGCACACGCUCUAGGAGUGGAAAAACCUCCUGUGCUCGGGCAGGACUUUUGUCAGUUGUGGUGGAUACUCUGUCUACCAAUGUCAUCCCAGACAUCUUGGUAAUACCUGUUGGAAUCUCCUACGAUCGUAUUAUUGAAGGUCACUACAAUGGCGAACAACUGGGCAAACCUAAGAAGAAUGAGAGCCUGUGGAGUGUAGCAAGAGGUGUUAUUAGAAUGUUACGGAAAAACUAUGGAUGUGUUAGAGUGGAUUUUGCACAACCAUUUUCUUUAAAGGAAUAUUUAGAAAGCCAAAGUCAAAAACCUGUGUCCGCUCCACUUUCUCUGGAGCAAACAUUGUUACCAGCUAUACUUCCUUCAAGACCCAGUGAUGCUGCUGUUGAAGGUGGAGACACAUCCAUUAGUGAGCCCAGAAAUGCAACAGAUGAAUCCCUGCGAAGGAGGCUGAUUGCAAAUCUGGCUGAGCAUAUUCUAUUCACUGCUAGCAAGUCCUGUGCCAUUAUGUCAACACACAUUGUGGCCUGCCUGCUCCUCUACAGACAUAGGCAGGGAAUUGAUCUCUCCACAUUGGUAGAAGACUUCUUUGUGAUGAAGGAGGAAGUCCUGGCUCGUGAUUUUGACCUGGGGUUCUCAGGAAAUUCAGAAGAUGUAGUCAUGCAUGCCAUACAGCUGCUGGGAAAUUGUGUCACAAUCACUCACACGAGCAGGAACGAUGAGUUUUUUAUUACUCCCAGCACAACUGUCCCAUCAGUCUUUGAACUCAAUUUCUACAGCAAUGGGGUACUCCAUGUCUUUAUCAUGGAGGCCAUCAUAGCCUGCAGCCUUUAUGCAGUUCUGAACAAGCGGGGUCUGGGAGGGCCUGCCAGUGCCCCUCCCAGCUUGAUCAGUCAGGAGCAGCUGGUACGGAAAGCGGCUAGCCUGUGCUACCUGCUCUCCAAUGAAGGGACCAUCUCGCUGCCCUGCCAGACAUUUUACCAAGUUUGCCAUGAAACAGUAGGAAAGUUUAUCCAAUAUGGUAUUCUUUCAGUGGCUGAGCAAGAUGACCAGGAAGAUAUCAGCCCUGGUCUUGCUGAGCCGCAGUGGGACAAGAAGCUUCCUGAGCCUUUGUCUUGGAGAAGUGAUGAAGAAGAUGAAGACAGUGACUUUGGUGAGGAGCAGCGAGAUUGCUACCUGAAGGUGAGCCAAUCCAAGGAGCAUCAGCAGUUUGUCACCUUCUUACAGAGACUCCUUGGGCCUUUGCUGGAGGCUUACAGCUCUGCUGCCAUCUUUGUUCACAACUUCAGUGGUCCUGUUCCAGAGCCUGAAUAUCUGCAAAAGUUGCACAAAUACCUGAUAACCAGAACAGAAAGAAAUGUUGCAGUAUAUGCGGAGAGUGCCACAUAUUGUCUUGUGAAGAAUGCUGUGAAAAUGUUUAAGGAUAUUGGGGUUUUCAGAGAGACCAAACAAAAGAGAGUAUCUGUUUUAGAACUAAGCAGCACCUUUCUACCUCAAUGCAACCGGCAAAAACUCCUAGAAUAUAUUCUGAGUUUUGUAGUGCUGUAGGCAACAUGUGGUGCCUCUGGCAAGUGAAGGGCAUGAGACGAGUGCCUCGUAGCCUCCAGCCUCUGGCUCAAAGUGUGGUCAGGCCUGCCCUGUCCUGAAGCGAUCCCCUGGAAGACAAGUGCCUUCUUCCCUCUCUGGAUCUGUGAACUUCCCAACUCUGAGAUGACACAGCAGCCUAUAGAUAACACUUGGGGGUACCUCAGCCUCUGUUUCAACUCAUAAUCAGUAGAAUGCAAGAUGAAAUCUCAAUAAAUUAUUUCAAAGUUUAUUAAAGAUUUACAUUUUAAGUACAGCUUUUAAGAGCUAAUUGCUGUGAUGGACACAGAAAUGUAGUUGUAUUCUAGAAUUGAAUCUUGGGUGGUAUGUAUGCCUCAUGCUGUCUGGUAAUUUGUUGGUAUAUUUUCUGAUUAAUGGUUGAUGCUGUCUUUGAAAAUAACUGAGCUGUUUAUCAAUUCUUUUUCAAUUUUAUCUUUGUUGAUUGUAGCUGAAUUUUAAAUGGGAAUACCUUUCACCCCAAAGUGCUUUACAAAUGAAUGAGCUGAUAUGCAUCAUACCCAGGUAUCACUGUGCUGUCCUUUGCAGUCAGAUUUAGAAAGUGUUUUUAAGAGUUACAUGAAAAUAGACAAUACUAGUUUGGGUCAGGAAUUGAGAUAUUGUGAUCAAACAGUUAACAUCAGGAAAUUAACUAGACUUACAAAAUUUAAGGUAAACUUGGCCAGAAAACUGGCAUUCAAAACAUUUACUCAUUUAAAAAAGUGCCAUUGAGUUUUAAAUGACCAGCAAGUAUUUAGAACCCUUCCUGAUUUUUGUCUAUAUCCCUUCCCACCCCACAGGUGGUACUUGCCUCUCUCAAGUACAACUAUUUAUUGGGAAUUCUUCAACUUAAUAGCAACUGUUUAGGUUUGAUUAGGUUGGCCUGGUGGACUCUGUUAGUAUACAGAGUAUACUGUAGUUCUCUGGAUACAGACUGCUGACCUAGGACUUUUGUGUAUUACACACAGAUUGUACACUGCACCUCAGUCUGGGUUACUGGUACCUACUUGAGUUGUGCAGUAUGCAACCUGUGCAGUAUGUUUUAUGACUCUACUGAUGAUGGUUGGAGACAUUUAUGGAUUUUUAGCUUUGAGGACAAAUCAUGGUUCUUUAAAAACUCAUAUGGGUUAUAUACCUAAACUCCAAUGUCACAUAGUGGCAAUUAAAAAAUUGUCUGUUCAUAAUGGGUAGGUGCCUUUUCAUGAGCAGGGAGCAUAAAUUAUUAAUUAAUUGUGAUAAUUAUGGUGAUUUCUUAAAGAUCAUGUGAUGUUAAAACAUUUGCUAACAGUUUACUCUCUCUUAUCUCCAUGAUAUUAUGAAAUUAGAAUUUUUUUCCAGAUGAGUGUUCAAUAGAUUCUUCAAAUUUAGUAUAAAAGACCUGAGAAUUAAAUUUAUACCUUCAUAAGCUGGAUUUUAAGCACUAAUAGUGUCUCGUGAAUAUGUGUGUUUUGGGAGAGGGAGGGAUUCUGUUUGGUAUUUCACAUUGUAUGAAAUAUCUUGUUUCAAAUUCAUAGCAAUAAUGCUAUGCUGUUGUGCUCCUCUUCCAGUUUUCUCAAGUUUUGCACUUAAAAUAUAAAUUUUCUUUAUCUUUAUAGGAACUCACAUACUAUUAAGUCAUUGUUUGUCGUAGUGACUCUGGUGUAGAGUGAGAUUUUAGCAUUCCAUUUUACUCAUAAGGGUAGGAAAACACUUCUUUUCUUGGCUGCAUUUGGGGAUAUCAAGGGAGUCUUGUUUAUUUCCUUGAGAGUUCCUUAUCUGGGGAAUCAAGCAUUUCACUAGUCCCUAUUAUUCUUCCUCUGAAUUAUAGACCAAGGAUUACUCAAACUCUGCUAGUUAGCUGGGAAGUCAAGGUUGGGACUGACUUCUCAAUGGACACUGCUGUCUUGCCUGCCGCUCCUGCAAAGAGCUGCUGCUUCACCAACCUGGGCAGAGAAACCAUGGCUUCUCUUGCAUUAUUUUUCCUUUUGGUUGGUCUGCUUUCUAGAAAUUCAAUCAAAUGCUUUGGGGAAUGCAAUGUAUGACUUGCUAGCUCUCUCGCCACUUAACUCACUAUGAGGAUAAAUAUGCAUGCUUUUUGUAAUUAACUGGUGCUUUAAAAAAUCUUUUUUAAGGAAGAAAAAUCUCAACCAAAGUUAUGCUCAUCCAGACAAGCUGACCUUUGAGUUAAUUUCAGCACAAUUCAUUCUUCAGUGCCUCAUGACUGAAAAAAAUAGCAUCAUCACAAUAAGGCUUCCAGGUAGCACUGUUUUGCUUCUCAUUGUUUUCCAACAGCUAUGGCUUCCAUGUAAGAUUAAACUAGGUGCUUGUAAAUACUGUAUUACAGUUUACUCUAUUGCAUUUCUAUGAAAUGAAAUGCAUGCCCUUCAGGGGAAGACUGUGAGUCAAGUUUAAAAACAAAAACAAUAUUAAGCAAUACAAAACUGCACUCUUUUUAAAAAUGAGAAUGUCCUAAGUAAUUUAGAAGAGAGAAAGGAAUUUUUGCUCUCUUAAACCUUCAAGAAAAACAAAGGUAAAAACUGAUGAGAACUGUGUAGAACUAGUAACUGAGAAAGCAUUGAGUCUUCCUUUUCAGAUUUCACAAAGUCAUGAGAGUGAGUAGGGAAAAUAUUCCCAGGAUUGUAAUGAACACAAGCUCAGAUUGUGGAAUUUCCAGUAACCUAGAGGGGCAAAGCAUUUUCCACAGUGCUCUAUGUAAUAUGAGUGCUCUGUGAAAUGUUCAUCAGUGUUUUGUAGAAAAAGUAUUGCUGGUAAACUAAGUUUGCACAUGGAAGCUUACAGUGCACUUCGGUGCAGUAAGGGCUUGGCGUCUGGCAGUGAAGAACUGUUUAACCCAGCACUGCCUAAAUUCUUUUGACACCAGGACAUUUUUCCCCUUUGGGACACCCAUGAACCUCUCACUAGUGUCCCAUGGAAAACAUGUUGGGAAACAGUAUGUUAGGUGGUUCUUUAAGGAGACAAAGCAAUAAUGAACAGAUAGCACUGAGGAUUUGCAUGCAUGGUUUAUCUUCUGAUGUUGUACCAAAAGGAGAUAUAUUUUUCCUCCCCUUGAGAGAAUAAGCACAGAAAACUAUAAUGUCCUUUGAUGGAAAGAACAGCCAUCAAUGAUCCUGGCUUUUUCACUGAAAGUACCAGAAUUAAUACAAGGAUUAAUUGGGCUAAAUAAUUAAGGUUUUAAUUCAGAUUCAGAAGAAAAUACUGCACAAUUGAAUGCAGAUUUUUAUCCAUAGGUAGUUCUAGUAUUUAGAAUGAUAGCACCUAUUAUUGAGGUUUAUAAGACUUACUAUGGAAUGUAAAUCUGUUUUUUAAAACUCUUUUUAGGAACCUGAGACUCGCCAUCUGGCAUUUUAGUUUAAUACAGACUAAUGAUUGCAUUUGAAAGAGACCCUUGACCUUAUUUCUAAACAUUGAAGCCUCUGUAAUGUCUUGAUGGAAGGUAUUAAACUAUUUGCCUGUUGUACAAAGAAAUGUUAAGAUUAUGUAAAAAGAAUUCCUAUAAAGUACUGUAAAAUAACACUGUGUGAUUUUGUGAAUGGAACUUACUUGGAAGUACUGAUUGAUUUUUAUGCUUGUUAAUGUAUUACAAGAAGCACAGAAAUGUAGUUUUAUUUUAAUAAACCAAAAAAUGGACAUA
This is a messenger RNA of Carlito syrichta (Philippine tarsier), 6510 nucleotides long. It is a transcript of the gene GPAM, whose product is annotated as glycerol-3-phosphate acyltransferase, mitochondrial. Bases 360 to 2846 code for a protein of 828 amino acids. Gene Ontology annotation, cellular component: plasma membrane; mitochondrial membrane. Gene Ontology annotation, molecular function: glycerol-3-phosphate O-acyltransferase activity. The transcript is spliced from 22 exons. Lineage: Eukaryota; Metazoa; Chordata; Mammalia; Primates; Tarsiidae. The record is from RefSeq and is a predicted model, not a curated record. Gene Ontology annotation, biological process: phospholipid biosynthetic process.